AUGGCUUAUGAGGAUAGUCUUUUAGUAUUGGUGCAUUAUAGAGGGUCGAUUAAGAAAAAAACGCGUUUCGGAAUUAAGAUUACUGAUAAGGAUCCCCUUAGUGUUUUCCUGAAACCUUCAACGAGCUUUAUUGAGUUCCUGAAUUCUAUAAUCCAAAAACUGGGGUUGCAAGGCGUGAAACGAAUUGAGAAGUUAUUCUAUAGAAUUUCGAUUUCAAUUUUGCGAGAUGAUGUGAAAUACGAUUCGUUCAUCAUAGGGAGUGACAAAAAUUUGCAAGUUCUGUUCUAUUAUCGUCGGCAGUUUCCCGAGGUUAAUACCCCUGAGCUGUUGGCCAAGCUUAUAAAUGUGGUCUCCAGCUCAAGAGGUUUGAACCGGAAUCCCCAACCUCCAGCAAUGGCAGCCUAUUCUAGUUCAAGGCCUGUUGGUGCCUCUUCAUCUGUGCCUAUGAUUGCACCUGAGACAACGUUGGUUGCCUCCUCGUCCUUCGCAGCUGAUCUAAACUGCAGUCGUGACGGAAUAAUAGGUGAUACUACGAUGGCUAGAUUUAUUGAUUUGGCGCCAGUUUCAUUACAGGGUGGAGCAUCGGAUGGUGUGGACGAUGUACUGCGAGAUGAUGAUGACGACGAUGAUGUGGAGCCCGAGACAAUUGUUGAUGAUAGUGGUGAUGACAUAGCAAGAAAUAAUCCAGUUGAGGGUGGUGGAGCGUCUAGUUCAGUUACUCAAUAG
Messenger RNA from Arachis stenosperma, 726 nucleotides. RefSeq lists its product as uncharacterized. Bases 1 to 726 code for a protein of 241 amino acids. The transcript has a single exon. Lineage: Eukaryota; Viridiplantae; Streptophyta; Magnoliopsida; Fabales; Fabaceae. The record is from RefSeq and is a predicted model, not a curated record.